Messenger RNA from Alosa sapidissima (American shad), 953 nucleotides. RefSeq names its product RNA polymerase II subunit D (gene polr2d). The transcript is spliced from 4 exons. The record is from RefSeq and is a predicted model, not a curated record. Gene Ontology annotation, cellular component: RNA polymerase II, core complex; P-body. Gene Ontology annotation, biological process: positive regulation of translational initiation; mRNA export from nucleus in response to heat stress; transcription initiation at RNA polymerase II promoter. Gene Ontology annotation, molecular function: translation initiation factor binding; nucleotide binding. The coding region runs from base 218 to 649 and encodes 143 amino acids. NCBI's taxonomy places the organism in Eukaryota, Metazoa, Chordata, Actinopteri, Clupeiformes, Clupeidae.
AAAACUUUAACACUGUAGCCUUCUACAGCCAUGUUUUUAAACCAAGGAAGGCGCAUUGUCUUACGAACGUACGAACGUGUUCUGCUUAUGUGGAGAACCCCCCUGAUAUGUAGGUCAAGUUUGGAUUCUUUGUAUUUUGUUUAUCAAGUUUAAGCUGCGUUUUCGUCCUUGUGGUUGCUUUAACUUCCUUUUAAACGUUCACUCACCGGAACAUAGUAUGGCGUCCGUCGGCAACCAAGGACCAGUUGUUGGUGAUGUCGAAGAGGAUGCUUCUCAACUUAUCUUCCCUAAAGAAUUUGAGAAUGCAGAGACACUUCUAAAUUCAGAGGUUCACAUGCUGUUGGAACAUCGAAAGCAACAGAAUGAAAGUGCAGAGGAUGAGCAAGAACUUUCUGAAGUAUUCAUGAAGACCCUUAACUACACCGCACGAUUCAGUCGGUAUAAAAACAGGGAAACUAUAGCUAGUGUCCGAAGCUUGCUUUUGCAAAAAAAGCUGCACAAGUUUGAGCUGGCAUGCCUAGCUAAUCUGUGUCCAGAGCCUGCUGAGGAGGCAAAAGCCCUUAUUCCCAGUCUUGAAGGUCGCUUUGAAGAUGAGGAGCUACAGCAGAUACUCGAUGACAUUCAUGUCAAAAUGAGUUUCCAGUAUUGAAUUCCGCUCUCCCCUGCAUUAUAAAACUCCCCUGAAGAACCCAACACACUCAUAAUUACUUCCACAGACUCCGUGAGACUGUUGGGACAUGAUCUAGUCAUUGGACUGGUUUGGAAUCAAAAGGUUCCUAUCUUUCAUACUUAAUAUAUCCUGAGCUCAAAUACUUUAGGUUUGAUGAAAUCGGCCAAUCAAACAGUGUGGUUUGUGUUUCUGAGACAUGACUUUGCAUGUCAUAUUUUAGUGAAUUUUUUUGAGUCAUAUUAUUUCUGUAACUUUGUGUUAAUAAAAAAGUACUUCAUAUUGA